Penicillium griseofulvum is the source of this 1473-nucleotide messenger RNA. RefSeq lists its product as uncharacterized. The coding region runs from base 1 to 1473 and encodes 490 amino acids. The transcript is spliced from 5 exons. Lineage: Eukaryota; Fungi; Ascomycota; Eurotiomycetes; Eurotiales; Aspergillaceae. The record is from RefSeq and is a predicted model, not a curated record.
AUGGCUGUCAAUGCCUUGACAAUUGAAACAUUCACUGAAUAUGGAAUUGGCAUGCUUUUUCUCUUAGUCCGACUAUAUGCCCGACUAUACAUAGGAGGCCUGCGCGGGCUCGGGCUGGAUGAUGCUUUCGCUGUUGCUGGCAUGAUAUUCUGGACUAUGCUGACUGUUAUUAUCUAUCUGCUGGGGCUGUAUGGCAACAACAUCGGAUUAAACGAGCAAACAGCCAUGCUUGUCCCAGAAAGCAAAGUUGCUGAUAUGAUUCUCGGAUCGAAGUUGGCUUUCAUGAACUGGAUAUGGUACAUCUGCUAUAUUUGGUGUCUAAAGGGUGUCCUUCUUUGCCUUUAUUGGAAACUCACGUCCGACGCCUGCAUAAUCCUAAUCCCAAUCCCGAUUCUCGCCAAACUCCAAGUCCCACUCCAACGCAAAAUAAUCCUGGUAGUGAUGUUCUCUUCCGGGGUCUUCAUUAUGAUCUGCACAAUUCUGCGCGCCUACUAUUCACUUUCGUCGAUCACAAAUCUCGGCACAGCACUCGGCUGGGCAGACCGCGAAUGCUUCGUCGCAGCAAUCGUCGUCUCACUACCCGGCAUCAAACCGCUAUUCCGCAACACGCGCUGGCUGGGCUCGUCGAACCGCAAAAACUCCAAGGCCCCCUACUACAACAGCGAUGGGUAUAACGUGGCUGGGUCGAAGUCUGGGAAGACGAAGACAUUUGUUUCAACGCCGUCUCGGAAUGGGAGGUUUGAGUUGGAAAGUGUGUUGCAUACAAAGGCCGAUCGCGUUUCUGAGGCUGGGAGUGAGGAGUAUAUUCUUGAGGGAAGUCAGGGUGUGGCUGGUGCUGGACACCAGGAUCCCAUGGCUAUUCGGGUUACCACGGAUAUCGAGCCCGCAUUUAUCUAUGCCAAUGAAACACCCGAUUUCGCCACAAUCCUAGCCAUCCCUGAUGAAGAUGCAUCCGAUAAUAAAGAUGACCCAGAUUCUAAACAGAAAGAACAAGAAUUGAAAGAUGCAUCCAUCUGCCACCAGACAUACGAUGUGGUUAUGACAGCCCUUAUUCCCAAGCUUCGUCCCGCAAGAUUACUCGACCCGACUAUUUUCCGGCUCUUCCAUUACAGCCAUACAACAUGGAGAGACUCCGCUGCCGCUGUGCGUCAAGAGUUAAUUGAGCUUUCAGCUCGCUGGGAAGAAUUAGGGCUAGAGGGUUCGUGUCCAUAUUCUCCUACAGAAGCGGAAUUGAAGCAGUAUGCGCGAGACUAUGAGGAUUUUGAGGCUGUUCAAGCACUCAAGUCAUGGCUGAGGAAUACUCUGGAUACAAAUUCUGACGGAUGGAUUCCGAAUGAGGAUUGGGAUGCUGCGAAGGCUCUUCAUCGCGAUGCAUAUGAUGAAUGGAUACAGACUGCCAAGGAAGCUGAGGCUCGAGGUGAAGAUAUGACAGUUGCAAAGGCGGAUAAGAUGUGGCCAUUUGAUGCUAGAUAA